Octopus sinensis (East Asian common octopus) is the source of this 4052-nucleotide messenger RNA. RefSeq names its product dentin sialophosphoprotein-like. Lineage: Eukaryota; Metazoa; Mollusca; Cephalopoda; Octopoda; Octopodidae. The record is from RefSeq and is a predicted model, not a curated record. The coding region runs from base 219 to 2603 and encodes 794 amino acids. The transcript is spliced from 4 exons.
UUCUCUCACUCUCAUUCAUUCUUUUCCACUCUCUUUCUUUCUCUCUUUCUGCAGUGUCAGCUCCCGCCAAAGCAGGGAUCUUCUCUACAACAGCAAAGAGGCCCAACGAAAAUGCGACCGAGUACAUUCAGGUGGAAUGUGGAAAGACUGUAAAUGUAACAUCCGACAGGGCCGAAAAGGUUACCAUUUCUUGUGUUGGCGGUCCCAAGACGUAUCAGAUGGACCCAUACGAAGUAUAUCUGCAGAUCAAUAUCAGUGAUCUCACUCCAACGACUGGCACCUGCAGGCUGCCCAGAGUCUCCAUGAGCAAUCAGGGAUCUAAUCCCAGUGCCAAUAGCCAUCCGGGUCAUCCGGGCCAAGACAGCAAUGCCAACGCCAGCGAUGAUGAGGAUGUCUUCCUGGUGAACGUGACGACUUCCCGAAGCAACGGGCAACGCAAGACGUACCUGGAGCAUUGCAUGUACGAGUCGUUUGGAAUUAUGCAGGUAAAAAUGAACAGCUUGGUCGAUGCCGCAGCACAAGGGGCAGGAGGAACAGGAGGAGAUGAUCAUGGAGAAGGAGGAGGCGGAAGGGAAGACACUAAAGACCUAAGCAUCGUCAUGGAAAUACGCGACAAAUCAUGGAAUAUGCUGACAGCACAAACGUCAGCCAACACUGCUGUGUGUUUGUUUGCCAACAUAUCCGCAUACAACGGAACAGACCUUGGUGCGCCCCACAGCAUCGACACCAGCAAAGCCAGAGACAGGGAAAGCGGAACAGCCUCACAUAUCUUGGUAAAGGAUUGCAACUUGACAUUAUCGAAUUCGACGGUGCUACCACUGAUCAGAGAUUACUGUGGCACAGGUGACUUUAUCCCGAUGGACAAGGGUGUCACGAAUGACGGCGAAACACUUGUCAGUUUCCCUUUCCAUACAGCGGAGCUUAUUUUGGGUGGCAUAACUGCAAACUGCUCCUAUAUCCUUUGCGGCAAUGACUCCUGUAAAGGGGACAGCUGUGAAGUUGGAGGGAUGGUGGAGGAAUUCGACGGUGUGUCACGAGAUGACGAUGGUGAUGAUGAAGACGAUGGCAGCGAUGGUGAUGAUGAAGACGAUGGCAGUGAUGGUGAUGGUGUUGGUGAAGAUGGUGAUAGCGGCAGUAGUAAUAGUAGUAGUAGUAAUAGUAGUAGUAGUAAUAGUAGUAAGGAUGGUGCUGAUGGUGGUGGUGAUGACAUCAAUGCUGGCCGAACCGACAGCGAUGACAAGGAUCACAGCAGCAAUAAUGAUGCUAGCAACAAGGAUGAUGGUGAUGGUGAUGGUGAUGGUAGUCAUGGUGAUGGUGAUGGUAGUCAUGGUGAUGGUGAUGGUAGUCAUGGUGAUGGUGAUGGUAGUCAUAGUGAUGAGAAUGAUGAUGGUGAUGAUGGUGAUGAUGGUGAUGAUGGUGAUCAUAAUCACGAUCAUGAUGAUAGCAAGAAUCAUACACGCAGUGACGCUGAAGAUACGAACCCAGAAAAUUCAGAUGCUGAGAAACAGCCGGCACCAGAACCAGAGGAGACAUCAGCUGUGCCUGAGGAUCAGAAUGUUAAUGAGACAGCAGAUGUGAUGAAGAAUUUGACACUGAAUAGUGGGGAUGUUGGAUUUGGUGGGGAGACAAACGAACAUGAUGAAGACAGUCAGCCGGCAUCGGAGACAGAAGGGAGUCAAAACAGUUUGGAAGCAUCUGCGAACCCUGCUGUGAAUGCAACUGAAGCCCCAGCUAGGCAACCAAAUAGACAUAAGAACAGACAUCAUUCGUCGAAGAAAAGAAAAGGUGGGAAACGAGAGAGAAGGGAUCACGAUGAAGAGGAAAGAGAAGAAGAGGAAGAAGAAGAAGAGAAUGGAGAGGAAAGAGAAGGGGAAGAGGAAGAAGGAGCAGGGGCAGGAGGACAUGAAGAGGAAGAGGAAGGAGUGGAACAUGCAGAAGAAGGAGGAGAAGGAGGAGGAGAAAAACAAAAGGGAAAGGAAAAUGAUUUAACAACAUUUGGAAACUCAUCUCAAACAAAUGACAAUAGUAUUGACCACAGCAACAACAAUGACAGUUUUGACAAAAGCAUAGAACCUUCGACGAGUAUUGACGAAGAUCACCAGGGGUCAGAAAAUGGUUCAAAUCCUGAUGAUCAUCAUGCCAGUACCGGUCAACAAGGGGAGGAAAAGGAUGAUGUUGAUGGUAGCGAUGAUCACGAGGGCAAUGAUCACAGAAAUGACGAUCAUGAUGGUGAUGAUGAUGAUGGUAAAGUUAAGGAUAAGGAAAAUAACAGUAGUGAGGACAGUGGAGAUGAAGUUGACCAUGGUGAUGUCAAGGAUAGUUCGACAGAGACGUCAUCAAACACAACAGAGGGUGCAACGAAGAUGGACGCAGGCAUGAAGGACACUGCAUCACAGCCGACAGAGGAUGGCGACAGCCCGAACUCAGAAGAUUCUUCGACGCCAGCAGAAGAAACUGAAAAGCGAGAGGGGGAGGAGGAUGAGAGGAGCGAAGGUGAGGACAAUGAGGAAGGAGACGAGGAAAGGGAAGAGGAGGUGGGAGAGGCGGAUGUCAAGAUGGAAAAGACAGAGCCACGUGUCGAUUCUGACCUGUCGAAAACCUGACUGAAGCGAUAACAUCAGGGGAUGAGUCUGAUCUUCCACCCACGAAACUCGGUGAGGAAACUUUGAAUGAGAAUUGGGACUCCGACAAUGAGGGCUUUGACAGCGAGGAAAACGACACGUCUGCUGCAGCUGAGCCUGCACCUACAACUGUGAAAAUAGCUGCAGCUGCAGCAACCACUGCAGCUACUGUGAUGAAGUCAAGGACAUUAGAGGAUAAGGACAGGGAGGGCUCAGCGUUUUCAGAAGAGGGCAAUGAAGGAGAAGACAAUAAUGGCCUUGGUGAUGACAAUGAUAAUGAAAAUGGUGACAGCGAUGAUGACAAUGAUGAUGGUGAUGACAAUAGCGGUGGUGGUGGUGGUGGUGGUGGUGGUGGUGGUGGUGGGGAUAAGGACGCUGAUGACAAUGAUGAAAAGGGUGAGAGUAACGACGAAGAAGUGGAAGAAGGGGAGAAGUUUGAAGAAGGGCCAGAUGCUGGAGAGCAGCAAUCUACUGGUUCGUCUGAGGUGAGCAAUGAAGAGGAGGAGGAGAAAGCAAUCCCAUCUGAUUCAGACAGUGAGGGCCAAAGCUUUGUGGACAAUCCCGAAUCGGAAGACGACAGCAACAACAACAAUAGCAACAGCAGUAACAUAGGGGACAGCAACGAACAGGGGACAGGUGAGAAUGAGAUGCUCCCUGCACAAACUACAUAUUAUCAACUGACACAGACAACGCCACCUACAGGUCAGAAUGGAAACACGAUACAGAAACCCGAAAAGGGUGAUGCCGGCGGUGGGAACACUGUAGACGCAACUGGCACCACGGACAACAACGAUGAUUACGAUGGCACGGAAAACGGCAAGAAAUCUGGACAUCCUCACUCAAGAAGGAAAGGUGGUGCCUCCGGAAAACACAAGAAGAAGAAGGGCUCCAGGAAGACCGGGAGGAAGAAGAGAGGAUGGACAUACGAAAAGCAUCUUAGCGACACUCCUGACCAACGCGGGUUUCGCAGAUGACUGAGGGCUGAUUUGGGGCUCUGGUAAUCAGGUGUAGAAGAGGGUGAAAUAACAGAAGGGUGAGCAUUGGUCAGUCAUAUGAUCAAAGACACUCCAAUUAUGACCAUCCCUUCUUUUAUUUAGACGUAAUGUAUCUAGGAUUGCAUUAUAUAAUGUAUAGUAUAAUAGUCAGUUUUAGUGUCUAUGGUUGUCAUUUAGCCCCAGGUCAGCAUUGAUCCAGCAGACAUAAUCGAAGAUGUUCUAGUUAUGACCAUUCCAUCAAAUUUUAGACAUAGGACAUCAAAACUAGGUUAUCUAAUUUUUAGUAUAGGACUUAAUAUUUUUCGCUGUAGCUCUUGUUCUUUAACCUCAUCAUGUCUUCUAUUCAGGCAUAGUGUAUCUAGGACAGUGAUAUACAACAGCUGCAGUUCAUACCCAACAAAAUCUAAAGUAAGAAAAUAAAUCGACCUUUAUCAUU